Messenger RNA from Eremothecium sinecaudum, 2097 nucleotides. Its product is annotated as fungal specific transcription factor domain-containing protein. Lineage: Eukaryota; Fungi; Ascomycota; Saccharomycetes; Saccharomycetales; Saccharomycetaceae. The transcript has a single exon. Bases 1 to 2097 code for a protein of 698 amino acids. Gene Ontology annotation, molecular function: DNA binding; zinc ion binding. The record is from RefSeq and is a predicted model, not a curated record. Gene Ontology annotation, biological process: DNA-templated transcription.
AUGUCGAAUAAAGCAGAGCAGUUUAAUAAGGUGGUGUCGAAGAUUGAUCGAUUAGAGGCAUAUGUUGAGCAGAUUGUGUCGAUGCUUAACACUGGUGGGUCUGGCGGCCGAGGGAGGAAAAGGCGAACGCGAUCGCAUGACGGUGAUGAGUUUAGUAAAAGACUGAACAAAGGCGAAGCUGCCAGUUGCUCAUCUACGACUGGGGAAAAGGAAGAAGGAUGUUCUGUUGAGUGGUCAGCGAGUGAAAUGAGCGGUUCAGCGAGCCGAGAUGGACUUCAUGAUGAGAGUUUAGUAGCUCUGGACGAGAGUGACCAGCCUGUGAGGUGGAAUAGGGGAUUUGUGAAUGGCAUUGGUUUAAUGUCUUCCUAUUCUGUUGUUUUUCCGCGAGGAUUAGAAUGGGUACACGAGCGAAGUGCUAACUCUGAAGCUGACAUUGAACGGAUUUCACAGUGGCAAGCGCAUAUUUCUAGUCGGAAUCAAGUUGUUACCGCGAAGCCAUCAGUCGAACAAAAUCUCAGUAGCUCUACUGUGAUGGGCUAUAUGUUAGAAAUUUACAAGCGGUUCACUCCGUCGGAAGUUCUUCCUGUACAUAUACGAGACGUUGACGUUGACGCGCUCUAUAAGAAACUCAGUGACGAUGCUGCAUCAAUGAAGUCGUCAGAGCUUAUGAUUGUAAAUAUAAUAAGCGCUUUAGUAUGCCUUUUCUUAAGGUUGGGAACCAUAAGUAUGGAAACCGUAUCGGAUUUACUUAUGGAGUUGCCGCCUCACCUCAUACAGAAGUACGAGGAAGAGUUUGUGGGAACCUCUCUAAGCCUUGCUUAUCGUGUGGCACUUGCAUCGGAAGGUAUGAUCUCCAUAAAGGCGAUUGUCCAUUUAAUUAUAUACACAGGUCUCAGUGGUGCCAUAUAUGCAUCGUACUCCUUGAUAUCUGUUGCUGUACGUCUCUCGCAGGAUUUAGGACUACAUUCCGAGUCCACUUAUACGACAUUGAGUGAAGCUGACCUGGAAGAAAGACGGGGGGUUUGGUGGAUGUGCCGGGCUAUUGACUUGAGAUUCUCGGUUAUUCUUGGUAAGCCUCCUGUUGUGGCUACUUUUGACACCACAACCAAGCUACCGGAAAAGGAUAAAACUUUCGAACUGCUCGAAAGGGUUUCCAUCAAGUCAGCCGGCCACUCUAAAGAAUACGAUCCAGAAUUUGCCGAGGAUCUGUAUGACACCAUACUAAAGUCAAAAGGGUUUUUGUCCAUAGCCGGACACUACCAUGUCAAGCUCUGCACCUUAACCAGUCGAGUAUACGCAGGUUUGUAUGACUGUUCUACAGAAUGCAAUCCUAAACGUCAAUAUAGACGCAUAAAAAGUAUCCAGAGGGAUCUAGAGGAACACCAAUUAUCACUACCGAAGUGCUGGCGCGAUGGCAGACUUUUUCAAAGCUCAAAUAUGACCGGGAGCACUACCGAGGCUCAGGGUGUCUUGGUUAUGGAAAAUACAAUUCUCCAUCUACUAGAUACACUACUGGUUCAAAGAUGUAGAUUCAAAGUUGAAAAAUACCUUAAAGCCACUUCAAAGCUUUCGCAUGAGCCUGAAUACAAAGGCGUACAGUCAUCCAGGAGAAUACUAGAAUUCACCAUCGCCUUGGCUCAAAAUUACCUCAAUGUGGUGAUAAGGGUUAAUGCAUGGGCAUUCUUUGUCGUCUGCAUUGACAUUUUCUGCUUUUCACUUGCAUUACAGAAAGACGAGUUUCAAUUCGAGGGUGACAUGAAUUUGCUUCUCAACUUUCUGAAUCGCGUGCACACAAGCUUAACUACACCUACACCUUUUACAGCACAUGAAACAAACACGUUUCCAAUGGAAAUGACAACAGGAGACAAUUUUACGAAUCUUCUGAACAACUUUCUUUUCUUAUUCGCUCGUUUAGUAUCAAUUAUGAAAAAUACCCUAGAAGCUCGAACGAGUAAAAAGUUACAGCUUAAUUACGAAUUUAUCCUACAAAAAUACAAAGAGCCUCCGAUUCAACUGCCUAAUAGCAACUUUGUCAACGCAUUCGAUUUCCUAAACCCAGGAUUUGAGGAUUGUGAGGCACUAUUCGAGUAUUUUUAA